Molecule: messenger RNA, 7092 nt
Organism: Pundamilia nyererei
Lineage: Eukaryota; Metazoa; Chordata; Actinopteri; Cichliformes; Cichlidae
Gene: gramd1bb
Product: GRAM domain containing 1Bb
Exons: 17
Coding region: 3927-6068 (713 amino acids)
Biological process (GO): intracellular sterol transport
Cellular component (GO): endoplasmic reticulum membrane; plasma membrane; endoplasmic reticulum-plasma membrane contact site
Molecular function (GO): cholesterol transfer activity; cholesterol binding
Source: RefSeq, a predicted model, not a curated record
GUAUUUUUGUCCAGCCCUGAUUAUCUUUGACUUGUCUCUCUUGCUCUCAGACUGGUGGGAUUUUUUGAUAUCCCUCCUGCCUGUUUCUCAUUCCAUUGCCUUCCCUCAGCACUCAGCGUUGCUACUGCCAGCAAGUGACACGCUGAAAUAGAAAGCACUGUGCUGUCAUGAUAAAGCUCAAAACAAGAUCUUCCAUAUUGUGUUUUCAACACGGUGUAGAAGAAUCGUACAGCACAAUUAUUCUUUCGUAGCAGUAACAGUGUUCAAAGGGUUUGCAUUUUACACGUGGACCUGUGAGCACAAGUGAAUUUCUAUUUCUGGCGUGCAACAGGUGGUAGCACACUGAGUUCCUCACUGUACUAAGCAGCUCAGUAAACUAUCACAAGGGCUUCUGAAUGCGCCAUGGGAAUGAAGCAUGGUGCUUUAGGUUGUGGCACGUUUUCCUCCUGCCCAGCUCUCUUUCCUGCGUCCUGAUAAGCACGGGCACUUGGUCUGGCAUUAAAACAAGGAGAAACACAAGGCCCUAACUAAACAUAGCUGAAACAUGAAAAAGGAUUCUGAAAGCUUUUCAAUACUUCGCUAAUGCACUCAGCUGUAAUAAACCCAUUUCAUUUCCUCUACUGACCUACUAUCUGGAACAGACCGUAACAAGUGAUAAUCACUGCUGUAAGUGCCGUCCUGUGGUUCUCAAACUGUGGGGUGGGCCCCCUGGUGGAGAAUAGAGGCACCACAGGGGAAGGAGCCACAUUAACUUAAUUUAUUACAGUUUAAGCAGAGGAGGCAGACGCAUGAGAGUUUCCUGAUGCUAUUAUUAUUAGUUUUAUUUCAAUAAAAUUACCAGAAAAUAGACAUUAUAGUUUGCAAACCACUGGACUGCACUGAUAAUCUCUCACAUCAUACUUACAGAUGAUAUACUGCCGGCUACCAGCACAGUGAACUUGUCGUGUACAAGAUGGCAGGAUGAUCUGCCCUUACCUCCAGAUUAUGUUGCUGUCAACAAAUCUCUGUAAAAGGCCAAACUUAACAGUGAAGCCACCCUGCUCAUUAAUUGCCACGUUUUCUUGUUCCUUUAUCUUGCAGAUCUGCAUUUUUGUCAGCGGAAGCACUGCGUGCCGUGUUUUUACCCUGAACACGGUCACAACUGUUUACAUGCAUGCUCCUUCGAGUCCCUUUGUACUACAAGCCUGCCGUCUGUAUCAGUUCUGCAGCUGAAAACAGUCCACACAUAUACUGCAUAUAAAUAUAUGCAUUAGCUUACAGCACCCAGAUGUUGAAAGGAAAUUAUUUAGUCUUUAAAUAAGACUGAAAUGUUUGGUGAUGAGUAAAUGCUAUGGACACAAAAGACAAAUCUACUGUGGCUUACAAGUUAAAAAUAGUAUUUUGUUUUGACAUACAGAGAAGACUUGAGCCAUCAAAUUUAAAUCAGCACAUGUGAUGCAGGGAUGAAGCUUUCCAGCAUUAACUCACAUUAAGCACAUCAAGCUAAGAGUUGCACCCAAACAAGCCAGUCAGUCUUUGUAGCUUCGUCAACUUCUUAAGAGUAAGAAGUUCACGUUGUUGUUAUUUCGAAGUUGCGUUGGCUCAAGACUAAAACUACAUAGAGUGUGUAUGUGAGACAACUUCAACAGGAUAGCUGGCCUCAGGUCUCCGAGCCACAAACAGGGAGGAAAAGCCUGAAAAUAAGAAAUGUUGAUAUCACAUUUAUGGAGUAAUCCCUUAAUAUGAAUAUUCAGAAUUGGCAUUACAAUGUUCUCUUCAAACCCCGCUGACAAUGUGAAUCGGGGUGAAAUUCACCAUCACAGCUGAUUCAUAAUGGUGAAUUGAAUUAACUGCUCAGCAUCGGGGCUACCUUCCUGACAUCUUGUACACUAAUCUUUACACACAUGUGUUUUUACUAAAGCUCAAUCAGCCGGAGAAACGUGUGUCUAACAGAUCCUUUUUCAGUUCACUUGGUUCUGACACGUAGGUGUUGUAGCAUUCAUGCGCCUGCUUGUCAGACACUGUGUGCAUGUGUGUGUGUGCACGUCUACGUGGCAGUAGCGAUCGGCCACGACUUCGAAACUACAGUGACUAAACAUCCACCUUUCCUAACGCGAGCCCGUACGAGGUAGGCACGGUCACCUCACUUUCUUAGGAGCAGCAUAAUUGCGUUUUCUUAUUCGCUUUGCAUCUACACAAAUGUGUGGCCUCCAGGAAGUUGGCAGGAAAAGAGAAAACAAGCAACAAACAGCAAGAUAAGAGAUAUCUGGACAGUAGACAGUGCAUGCGUUUAGUGCAUGGAGACCAACUUUCCAUAAAAUGAACAACAGCGGUAGUAAAAUAGAGAGUUUAUUGUUAAUAGGAUAAACACACUCCUCCGGUACACAGCAUAAAACCCCACCCAGGUUUGCAGUACCAGUCUCCUCCAUCCCCUACUGUUUGUCCAGCAUGUUAAUAGUUAACCAGAUCGAUACACGCUGUGUGUUGGUAGUUCCACUUUAUACCCCGUUCGUCCUAGGCGUCACUGUGCCGCCUGAACUCUGCAUGCAAAGUCACAGUCAAGUCAAUGAACUCUUUCUUUCCUUAAGCUAUAAAGCUACAAAAUCGACACGAAUACACGGAAAUACCACAAGUACGGGAUGAACCUUCAUUAAGUUUCAUGCUCAUGAUGUAAAGGCAUGUUUUCCAAGAAGCCUGUGAUAUUUUUCUUUCUGCUUCCUCAACUUACGCAAAGAUGGGACUCGUGGCUGGAUUCCAGUGCCCAAAUAUGACUUAUAAAUUUGCUUAGAGCAAUGAAAAUCCAAGCCACAGUUACACUUGUUUUGUGUUUUGUUUUGUUUUUCUCUCUGUUUGUUUUUUGUUUUGCUCACCAGUCAGACCUCCAUAACUGCGCCCACGUUUUUGAGCGCCGAAGCAUUUUUUUUUGUUAAGAAAAUCUAUCGAUUUUAAGUGCUGCUGAAGUAGAAGCUCUCCAUCCUUCUCGCCCACUGAAAGUAGCAGAGGGGGAUCAGGUGUCAGGAGUGCAUGAAUGACCUCAAUACCAAGGCAGGAAGGAACCACUCCAUACUUGCAGUUUCUUGAAAUCGCCGGCGUUCAGCACGUUCAGUACUCGUACUUUGGAUUCCAGCGGCCUUUCAUUCAUAAAAUAAACGUUAAAAGCCCAAGAGCAAAGAAUUAUCGAGCGCGUAUUUAUUCAUUCUCCUCGCUCUGCUAUUUAAACCCUGGCUUGUGACCCGGUGCAGUCCCUUUCAAGAUUGAUGGUGUUGUUUUGCAGCCAGAGGUAACUGGAGGUUAUGCUCACAUCUGUUCUCUAUAACUCAAUCACUCGCUCAGACUGUAAGACGGACUCAACACAUACUUUGGCUUUUUUCCCCUUUAUUCAGUCCUACUUUUUUCCCCUACAGCUACAUCUUUGUUUAUAUUAAUCCUCCAGUCUGCAGAGUAAACUCGCCUCAUUCUUUGCUGGUCAUAAACAGAGUAAUUAUCAGGCACUCAGACCUGGACAGCAAUACACACACACACACACACACUCAUGCUCUGCUUGCACACUUACGAGGAGGCGUAAGCAGAAAAAAGGAAAAGGCUACUGGCGUGAUAAUAAAGGACUUGUUGGCUGGGGUUACUAGAGGGCAACGGCCGUAACUCCUCUCCCUGUCUGUGUGAAAGGAAGCGAGAGAGAGGCACAGAAAGACAGAGUGAGACAGGAAUCAUGUGGCUGGAGUGCGUUGUGUCCACUGCUCAGUGUUGAAAGGGAGCAGCACCCAAGAGGAGGAGGGGAGCGCGGAUACUACAGCUUCAAACUGCUGCACACAUUGUCUGGCUUCUCUUAUUUUCCCAACUUUUCUCGAACUGACAAGUCAAGUCGGCUGUGAGACGAGCCCACUGGGGCGCAUUUUUGGAAAACUUGUUUCCAUCCAGGCAGCAAAAAAGGAUCUGGCGCCCUGAAUAUGGAACUGGAUGAGGACUGUACGCUGUCUGACUGGGAGGCCAUGCUGGAGCUGGAUGAGGCGUUGGCAUUGUGGGUUCUGCAGGGUCCAGCUAGAGGGGAAUGGGGUUGGGAGUGGGGCUGGGCUGCCUCAGACCUUCAAGACCCCGAGUGGGACAGUGAGGAGAUUCCUGCUGUGCUGAGCCCGACAUACAAGCAGCGCAAUGAGGACUUUAGGAAACUCUUCAAGCAGCUCCCUGACACAGAGAGACUCAUUGUGGACUACUCCUGUGCUCUUCAGCGGGACAUCCUCCUGCAGGGACGACUCUACCUCUCUGAGAACUGGAUCUGUUUCUAUAGCAACAUCUUCCGCUGGGAAACGCUGCUGACGGUGCGGCUAAAGGACAUCUGCUCAAUGACAAAGGAGAAGACCGCCCGGCUCAUUCCCAAUGCCAUCCAGGUCUGCACGGACACUGAGAAGCACUUCUUCACCUCGUUCGGAGCCAGGGACAGGACGUACAUGAUGAUGUUUAGACUGUGGCAGAAUGCGCUGCUCGACAAGCCUCUGUGCCCCAAAGAGCUCUGGCACUUUGUUCAUCAGUGCUAUGGCAACGAGCUCGGCCUGACCAGUGACGACGAGGACUACGUUCCUCCCGAUGAUGACUUUAACACCAUGGGGUUCAGUGAGGAGAUUCCCAAUGAGGAGAACGAGAUCAACAAUGAUAACUUGUCCAAGAACAACGUAGAAGCCAAGCCUGAAGGGAGCCCUCCUCCUGUACAAAAGAAGCUCAUCCCAAACAGCACCAUCCCCACCCCUGGCAACCACGAUACCAUCACAUUUGACCUCCCAGCUGAGGAAUAUGCAGACUGCCUGCCAGAUGGUGAUCUGCUGGCUGUCCCUCUGGUGGUGGAGGAAAAGAAUGAGACCAGUGGGCCUGCUGGUCCUGUCCCAUCACCGUCACUGGACUUCAAUGACAAUGAAGACAUCCCCACUGAGCUCAGUGAUUCUUCAGAAACACACGACGAGGGAGAGGUACAAGCCUUCCAUGAGGAUCUCAAUGGCAGGCAGCAUAUCAAUGAGAUCUACAAGUUCAGCGUGGACAAGCUGUAUGACAUCCUUUUCACGGAGUCUCAGUUCAUGAGUGAUUUCAUGGAGCAGAGGCGAUUCUCAGAUAUAGUGUACCAUCCAUGGAAGAAGGAGGAAGAUGGGAACCAGACCAGAGAAAUCAUGUACACCAUCUCUCUGUCCAACCCCCUGGCUCCCAAAACAGCCACAGUCACUGAGACACAGACUCUAUACAAAGCCAGUCAGGAGAGUGAGUGUUACAUCAUUGAUGCUGAGGUCAUCACACACGACGUCCCCUAUCAUGACUACUUCUACACUCUCAACCGCUACAUGCUCACGAGGGUGGCCAAGAACAAGUGUCGGUUACGGAUAUCAACAGAGCUGCGUUACAGGAAACAGCCAUGGGGGCUGGUAAAAGGCUUCAUAGAGAAGAACUUCUGGAGUGGGCUUGAAGAAAACUUCCGCCAUCUUGAGUUGGAGCUGUCCAAGCUGGAGGAGAUACUCAUGGAGACUCACCAGCUGUCUCCAAAGGCAAAAGUGGUGAAGAACUCCACGGUGAGGCGCAAGAAGAGGCCGCUUCCCCACAUGCGCAGCCAGCAUCUGGAUGAGGCCCUCAGCCCCGUUACCACGCCGACAGAUGAGGAAGUGAUCCAGAGGAUCAAACACGUGGCCGGCUCCACGCAAACGAGACACCAGAGUCCAGAACACCUGCCCGGAGGCUUCGCUCUGUACAGCGUCUCCAAACUGCUGCUCAUCAUCAGCUUUGUGAUCUGUCUCAGCCUGGUCCUGCUUGUGUUCCUCAACAUGAUGCUUUUCUACAAACUGUGGAUGCUGGAGUACUCUGCGCAGUCCUUAACAACCUGGCAAGGUCUGCGGUUUCAUGAAAGUAAACUGCCUCAGACGCAGAUGGAGUGGGCCCAACUCCUGGAGGCACAACAGCGGUACCACGAUGCUGAGCUGCAAAAGUGGAGGGAGAUUAUCAAGUCAUCCGUAGUGCUGCUGGACCAGAUGAAAGACUCUUUAUUGAACCUCCAGAGAGGCAUUGGUUUAAGGGACUACCCCUCUGAGACUGAGGAGAAGCGCAGUCGCUAUCACUGACACACUACCAUCAGGCCAUGAGGGCAUGCUGUGCAAUACGGGACCUGUUUUCUUUUUGAACCAGUAUGCCGUCAGCGGCAAGACAGAGAGAGAACAGAGAGGGGUGAUGGGACCAAUAGUGAGCGGAUCCAUGGACAUAAAGAGAGGAACAGUCAUCUCUAGCGUAUGGAAGUUAAAACCACCCCCAGAGGAUGAAACCACGGACAGAAAGGGUCCCGAUCACACACAGGAAUCGAGCUAUCCCCAACAAGAGGAGGUGCAAGACUUGCUUCCUCUAAACACCUUGGGGAUAACCGUUUCCUUCUACUCUCUUUAUUUCCAAGUGCAUCCUACUGUAAGCCAUGUGAGCCAGGAGCGUGGCGGAGAGAGCGAAGGAAAACUACUGCAUGCAUUUAGACAACCUAUCUCCCCUCAGUCAGUGUUAAUGUGGUCCAGUUCCAGUCUAUGUGUGUCUGAAAAAGAACAGAAGAAGAGGAGAGAUUGAGUCAAAGAAAAGGGGAGGGGGAUCCUUUUGAGCCUUAACGGCUUUCUACACUCUCCGACUGUUCCAAAUCAAUCGUACCCUAGAGGUCCUCGCUGCAGCGUCCCUUCAGUAAACCUCCAGGUGAUCAGAGGACAGGUUCACUCCACGAGAAAAGACGUAUUGUAGCUGGGAGAUCAGCUUCACUGAUCAGCCCUUAUUGCCUUGUUUGAGCCUGGACUGUGUGGUUUCUGUCCGGGCUGGUUCCCUGACAUACCGAUGAGUAGAGCGUAAGAUUGAUAAGAUGCGAUUCGCAGGCUCGGUUUCUCCCGUCACAGUGUUACCUACCUUAUGUCACAUUAUUUCUCAUCCUUCUGAUGAAGUCGAAUGUAUUAGUCUGGGGGGAAAAAGAAAAAAAAAAGGCUGGACUUUGAUCACAACUUGAUAAACUUUGAAACGGGGACGCUGCAGCUAGACCGACCAGUAGGGAGUCCUGUGUUCUUACAUGUUUUAUUACUAAACUGUGAUUAUAUCUCUUUAAAAAUGUUUCAGAUCGGAAAGAGG